Molecule: messenger RNA, 2649 nt
Organism: Orbicella faveolata
Lineage: Eukaryota; Metazoa; Cnidaria; Anthozoa; Scleractinia; Merulinidae
Product: trafficking protein particle complex subunit 2-like protein
Biological process (GO): endoplasmic reticulum to Golgi vesicle-mediated transport
Source: RefSeq, a predicted model, not a curated record
CCUUAUUCUUCCAUCAGUCGAGACCAUCAGUCUACGAAAGUAAGCCCUCUGUCUGAUUUGUCAGCGGUAAACUUCCUCAAACCAAGAUGGCGGUCUGCGUGGCCGUGAUAGGGAAGGAGAAUUAUCCGUUGUUUCUACGGACAGUCUCACCAGAAGAAGAGCUAAAAUUUCACUACACAGUCCAUACUUCGCUGGAUGUUGUUGAAGAGAAGGUAUCAUCACUCACUAAAAGCUCAAAUGAUCCUCGAGAGCUAUACCUUGGAUUGUUAUACCCCACAGAAGAUUAUAAAGUAUAUGGUUAUGUCACAAACUCUAAAAUCAAGUUUGUUGUUGUUGUUGAGUCAGCCAAUACUGCCUUAAGAGAUAACGAGAUAAGAACGAUGUUUCGAAGGCUUCAUGUAGCAUACACAGACAUGUUUUGCAAUCCUUUCUAUAACCCUGGAGAAAAUAUAACAUCACGGAAGUUUGAAGAUACAGUUGUAAAAAUGAUGAAACAAGAUUAAUCAGCAACAGGAUAAACUACUAGAUAUCACACAAAUCGGAGGCAACCUGAUCUUAAACCUCUACAAAUUACCAGAAAUAAAUUGAAAACCCAGUGUUGAGCCAAAAGGUUUCUGAUAUUGAAAUCAACACGCCAGAAAAAUGGGAAAUGUAAUCAUAUUGCCUGUCAAAAUAUACAACAUUUGUGAUUGUCAUUGUUUCUGUUGAAUUUAAACAAGGCUGUCUUUGACGUCAAGAGUCUUUCCCAGUGGUGAAAUUUAUGAACUGUAGAUAUUCAGUUCCAAAACAGGGUCAAAGAACAUGUGUUAGCAUUAUAGAUAACAACUUGUGGUGCUUUUGCUUUUACUUGGUCAAUAAGACUUGUAAAAGCGUCCAAUUACUUAGAUUUGUCUUGAAUUGACUCUGGUAUGCAAAAGCAGAAUGCAAAAUAUCUGGUAAGAGGCUAGGAUGUUAUGUUACAAGACCCCAGCUAGUUCCAGGCCUAGAAGAAGACCAAUACACCAUUUGCGAGUUACCUUGUGCCUCUGUUAUAAAACAAGCCCUUGUGCAAAACACUUCAUAUGAAGAGAAGUAUGAUUUGCACGAGCUCAAGCCUGUAGGCAGAACACAUAUUCACAUGGUUUCGUACGGACUCCUUUUGAUGCCGAGGCAAAAGGCAACUUGUGAACAGCCUAUCAGCUGGUGAACAUCUUCCUCUCAAGAAUAAAAGGAGCAAAAUAGUCAGCACAUUUUUUGUACUUGAGUAGAGACAGAGAAGAAACCCUGUUUAAAAAUGGCACCAAAAACAAGGUGAAGGGACUAGACUAACUACAAGCAGAUCCAAAGUACUGUUUUUUUCUCAUGGGUUUGUUAACUUGUGCUGUGGGUUGUUUUUAAUAUUGUGGCAGCCAUUUAUUGGCUGUGGCGGUAAGUCACAUCUGACUACAGAAGCAGGGGUUUCAAUAAAAGCCGGUUACCGGCGGUCUACCGCUGCCUGUAGGACCUCUUACCGCCGUCUGUUUGGAUUUCAUUAAUGAAAAUAAAAAUGAUAUUAAUAAAAAAAAGCAAAUACAACAACGACAACCACUGAGAUUGUUAAAUGCUACAAAAAAGCGGGCAAACUAACCUUUCCAAAGAAAUAGUGUACAUGUUGUUUGUAGUUGCCGAUCAAUGUUAUCACUGUUCAUCUCAGGAUACCCAAGACAUCUGAAUGUUUAAUAUGAUUUAAUUUUUAUUAUUUUACGAUUAUUGUAAACCUUAAUAAUGAACCGUAGGAGAAUCAAUGAAAAGUUGAAAAUGAGGUUUGAUUUUGUAAGAAUAUUAGUGGAAAGAAUUUUGUUGUAAAGUUUAUCUCAUUUCAUUUUUUUCUGAAGAGUUGAAAAUCAGUUUGUUGCCGUGUUGGUACAUUUGAAUGAGUAGCAGAGAAGUUGUUCUUGUUUUAAGAAAGGACUUCAAAGAAAUUACUGCCUAAGUGGAUAUCAAGUGUCACUGAGAGAUAUCUGCCUGGAAAGGUAUUCAAAAUGCACCUCUUUGCAUCAAAAAAUUAUUAGUUUGUCAAAAAAAAUCCCACUUUGUGGUCAAUAAAAAUACCCAUCAACAGCAAGCUUUUUGAUGCCCAGAACGCUGGAAAUCGCAUUUCCGAGCUUCCAGAUUUCAAAUUUUUCUGGGGGAGCAUACCACCAGACCCCCUAGGGAAAACGGGCCUUACGGCCCAUUUAGUGGUCACAGCCACCUAUUACACCUUCAGUGGCCACUUAUAACUAAUGUUAUUGAAACCCCUGCAGAAGGUACCUUCAGUGUUCCAAGGUGUUAAGGACUGAAUUUCUAAUAAAAUUCAAUCAAGCAACGUGCACAAGUGGUCAACUGAAGGGGUGCGUGGAAAAAAGCCCUGACUCUUGAUCUCAUGCCAAAUUCUCCUUUUUUGGUUGAAGGAAGCAGAAAGCAAUUUGCUACGAGAAUCUUGCAGUCUAUCAGAUGUCACUUGUCUCUUUUAAUGCAACCCUUCAAGAGUUCCAAAGAGAGAGGAGACUCUUAAAUAUAAAUUAUUUAUUUCUACAGGGUAGCCCAUUCAACUCAAAGGCUGGUAUCCAUAGGGGCCCUGUAUAUCAGGGCAUUGAUGUAUAUAGUUAUGAAGUAAUCAAGAAAAAUAAAGAGGUCCCAUUUGACCAG